UGGUGUGUUGAUGUUGCAUGAGUUUAAAUGAGAGUAAAUGUAUGAAUGGGACGUUUUCAGAGACCCAGGAUCUUCUUUCUCAGCUUAAACCUGUAUAUAAAGUUAGAUAGUUAAGUUAAAGUUAAAAUGAGUUCCUUUCCUGGACGGAUGAAGGAAUAUCCAACCAUCUCUAUUGACAGAUUCGACAGAGAAAAUCUUCACGCCAGAGCUUAUUUUCUGUCUCACUGUCACAAAGAUCAUAUGAAAGGAUUAAAAGGACCUUUACUGAAGAGAAAAUUAAAGUUUAGCUUAACUGUAAAGUUGUACUGCUCAUUUGUCACAAAGGAGCUCCUACUCAACAACCCAAAAUAUGACUUCUGGGAAGACCGCAUUGUUGCUCUUGAAUUGGACAGUCCGACACACGUAUCACUGACUGAUGAAGUUACAGGAGAGGUGGAAGAUGUUGUCGUGACGUUGCUGCCGGCUGGACAUUGCCCCGGAUCAGUCAUGUUUCUCUUUGAGGGGGCUCAGGGCACCGUGCUGUACACCGGAGAUUUCCGACUGGCUGCUGGAGACGUAGCGAGGAUGGAGCAUCUGCACUCUGGGAACAGAGUUAAAGACAUUCAGACUGUGUAUUUGGACAGCACGUUCUACGACCCCAGGUUCUAUCAGAUCCCGAGCCGAGAGGCUUGUCUGACUGGUGUCAGGAAGCUGGUACAAGACUGGAUUUGUCGGAGUCCAUACCACGUCGUUUGGUUGAACUGCAAAGCAGCAUAUGGUUAUGAAUAUCUCUUCACCAACCUGGGGCAGGAAUUUAAUUCACAGGUUCAUGUGAACAGCUUGAAAAUGUUCAGACAAAUGCCAGAAAUCCUGGAGCACGUGACCACAAACAGAGCAACACAAAUCCACGCCUGCAGGCACCCCAAGGACGAUGAGCUGUUCAGGACAAACAGACUGCCGUGUGGCUCUUUAGCAUCAGAUGGUACACCACUGCGCAUAAUCAGCAUCAAACCCUCCACUAUGUGGUUUGGAGAACGGACCAGGAAGACCAACGUCAUCGUCAAGAUGGGUGAAAGCUCCUACAGGGCUUGCUUCUCUUUUCAUUCUUCAUACUCUGAGAUCAAAGAUUUCCUCUCCUACAUCAGUCCUGUUCAUAUUUACCCCAACGUGGUUCCACCGGGUCGCACCGUGGAGGACGUCUCGGAGCUGCUGAACCUUAUGCGUAGAAAACACGCCGACGGGGACCAGAUUGUCUAUAAGCCUCUUGGGAAGCUGAAACGAGCCAGAAUAAAGUCCAUGUCACACGGCUCGGACACUGACGAUGAGCUUUUUGAGGAUGUUGCUGUAGCACCAAUGAGAAAGAAGCUUGCUGUGAAUCUGGAGAAAGAGCACCACAGUGUGGAAAAAUCAGAUCUUGAGCUCACAGAGACACAAAUUCUUCCACAGCUGCAGACAUCGAUUCAGACAUCCAACUACAUGGACUGCACAGAGUCCAAUGAUGAUGAUGAUGAUGAUGAUGUGGAGAAGGUGGAGCUUCCUGCAGAUGCCACUCCCACUCCAUCUUGCAAAGUUAUGUCACCGCCCACUCCCAAGCCAGCUCCUCCCACCUGGAGUUCGUUCUUUAUGGCAGAGCCGGUUGUGACCGAUGACAGCUGUGAGCUGGAGAACAGUCAGAACAGCCAGGCUCCGUCUACUGAUCAGAUGACCCCACAGUCACCCGAGCUCUUCAGUGACAACGACGAAUCCGAAUCUGGUCAUGUGACUUCCUCUCAGUCGACGUACGUAUCAGAGGCAGCUUUAGAGAGCCUCAGUCAACUCGACACAGAGCCUGUACAGUGUAACACCGCACACACGGGAAAAGCUUUUCAUUUGUCUGAUCUGACUGACUGUGAACAGAACCAGAACGACAUCGCAGGCCACAAAGAUCCAGUUUCAGAUUCCCAGGUGUCCUCUGAUUUUGAUCUGCCAAUGACUCCGGGCUCCAAGGCACCUCAGCCUGGAGAGCUGAAGGAGCUCUACAAGACAUUGGGUGCUGGAGAGGACGUGAACACCAAUCAUCAUCAGCAAAGUGUAGUUUAAUUGUGUGCUGAAAUCAUCUUGCCAAAAUUGACCAAAAAACCAAAACAGAAUUAAACAGUUUUAAAAGCAAUCUAUAAAAUAAACUGAACUAGAUCAACUGAAAUACUAUAAUUUGUAAUGAAUAAAAAGAAAAAGAAAAACUAGCAUGAAACACAGGUAGGGAAGAUGAAGUUGCUCAGGAGAAAUGUGGGGGGGGGGGGGGAAUCACCUUUAAAUAGUAGCCUUAAUCGAUUGUCUGCAAAGAAACAUCUGAUCGGUGAGGUGUCGAAUCAUUUUUAUAACAGAAGCUCAGACAGUAGGUUUUAAUGCCUUGUCUUGUUUUUAAAGUAAUUAAAAUUUUACACAAAGUUCACUUAUAGUCAGGGUCAGAAUCCUCAGGGUUUCCAGUUUCUUAACAACAACGAUCUGCAUUUUUUUUUUUUUUCUUUUUGUCUUAUUAACUUCAAGACAAAAUAUAAGAGAGAGCUGAAGAUGACAUGGUCACAGCUGCUAACAGGACCAGGAUGUUUAUAUUCCCAGAUGAUCCACAACAUAAGUCUAAAUCAAAUCAGUGCAUAAACAAAUCUUCAGAUUCCGGUGAUAUCAGACUAAUGAAACAUUUUGUGAUGUGCUGUUUAACUUCAGCUACUCAAAGUAAUUCCUAUCAACUGUGUUCACACCCUGUGUUCGUACCUCACGCUCUUCAGAUUCAUUGUACAACCACCUCACCUCACUUUUUUAACCUUAAACCUGAUUUCAGAAUGUCUUUUCUUCUUUAACAUCACAGAUAUCUAACAUUGAAAUAAACAUUAACAUGAAAUAAGGUGCAACACUUUUUUUAUAGGCCAUCAGUUGGGACUGAACCAGCUGGUAUUCAUUUCCACUGACAAGGGGUAGGUUUGCUUUCUGAUUACUGAUUUCAGCUGGUGUCUCUGUGUUCUGUGACUUUUUGCACCUCCAUUUGUUCGUGUUCAAUACAUUCUCCUGCCAGUCGUUCCAUUUUAUUACACAUAACUUCAUUUCUGUACUUAUUUUCGUUAACUUUCUAUGGAUUACUUCCUGGAAAAUGUCAUGUUAAGAGCCUCUUACUCAUACCUAAUACUGAACGUUCCUAAAUGCAGCUCAGCCAAUCACAUUGUAGAGCUUAAGCGGUCCAGUUGAUCAAAAAGCAGUUUAUAUACAAACACACUCUCAAUAAUAGUUUAUUAAACGCUAGCUAUACAGAACUACCAAGGCUGUCAUGUCUUUAGAAACAUUUAAGUCGAAAUCUUAGUGCUUUUGUAUUUCUUCACGUUUUCUUCACACACACACACGUUUUACAACUCGGGAGUUCUGAUGUCAUCAGGUUGUUGAAAACUUGUUAAAAAUACGGCUUUAGAAAUGUUUAUUGCAGUCAUAAAAACCUCAUGUAGCUUUCUGUACACUAGCGGUACGUAGUCUUACAAUCUUUUGUUGCAAACACACAGACUUCAUGUGUUUUGCUGUUCCAGUUUAACCACCAAGACCUCACUAAAUGAUUUACAGUCUUUAUUGUAAUCCUGCGUGUUCAUUACUGCUU
Tachysurus vachellii is the source of this 3595-nucleotide messenger RNA. RefSeq names its product DNA cross-link repair 1C, PSO2 homolog (S. cerevisiae) (gene dclre1c). Gene Ontology annotation, biological process: protection from non-homologous end joining at telomere; double-strand break repair via nonhomologous end joining; interstrand cross-link repair. The record is from RefSeq and is a predicted model, not a curated record. The transcript has 14 exons. Lineage: Eukaryota; Metazoa; Chordata; Actinopteri; Siluriformes; Bagridae. Bases 127 to 2058 code for a protein of 643 amino acids. Gene Ontology annotation, molecular function: damaged DNA binding; 5'-3' DNA exonuclease activity.